AAACUCCUCUCUCCUGCACUUUUGUCCAAAUUUUUGGGUGUAUUUAUACGUGAGACCGCAGAGGGAGCUCUAUCACAUUUACAGACGGAACUUUGCAGAGUAGGAGAUUUUUGCUAGAACAGCGACCAGAGGAAAAACGGAUAUAAGUUAAGGUCAGGUCAUGUCGUCCAUAAAAGUGGAAUGUGUUAUCAAACAAAAGAACCAGAUCGGUGAGAGUCCAGUUUGGGAGGAGAAGGACUCCUCUUUGUUGUACGUUGAUAUUAGGGGUAAAAGGGUCAGCCGUUGGAGCUCGCUGACCAACCAAAUAGACAGUAUUGCCACAGAAAAUCUUGUAGGCUCUGUGGUACCACGUCGGGCAGGUGGUUAUGUCAUCGCAGAAGGAACACGGUUUGCAUUUGUUGAUUGGGCAAAGCGUUCCAUUAAAUCUGUUGCCCCUGUCACUAACAUGGAAAAACCAAACACCCGCUUCAAUGAUGGAAAAGUGGAUCCAGCUGGCAGGUUUUUUGCAGGUACCAUGGGUUUGGACAUCAAGCCUGACAUGACUGAUGGGGCGCUGUACAGCCUCCUUCCUGACCACUCUGUCGUCAAGCAGUUGGAUAAAGUGCACCUUUCCAAUGGUUUGGACUGGUCACUUGAUCACCGCAUCUUCUACUACAUCGACAGCCUGGCAUUCAUGGUGGAGGCCUUUGAUUAUGACAUCCAGACUGGAGGGCUAUCUAACCGCAGAAUGGUUUACAAGAUGGAGAAAGAUGAAUGCAUACCAGACGGUAUGUGCAUAGACACCGAGGGCAAACUGUGGGUCGCCUGCUUCGAUGCAGGAAGAGUGCUGCGUAUCGACCCACAAACAGGCACACGGUUGCAGACAGUGAAACUACCAGCUUCGAAAACCACUUCAUGCUGUUUUGGAGGGAAGGACUAUAGUGAUCUCUAUGUCACCUCAGCGUGUAUUGACCUGGAUGCAGAUGCACUGGCCAAGCAACCUGAAGCUGGCUGCACAUUUAAGGUGUCUGGUUUAGGAGUGAAGGGCAUCCCACCAUACUCAUACACUGGAUGAAAACCCAGGAAAAAGUGAUGAUGUAAACGUCGUGACCAUUUUGCAUUCACGAUACAACAACAAUGUUCCAAUCAGUGAUACAUAUAUAAUAUUAGAUACUGAAAGCUUACCUCAUUUCAGGUGAUUUCCAGAAUAUAAGACAUUAGAAGCAGUUUGUCUAAAUGACUAAAUGAAAGAUUUUAUUCUAUGUGAAAUAAUUUUAUGCAUUUAAAUCCUGUAUACAUUAACUACACAAAGUGUGACUGAAAAUAAUUUCAAAUGGUAAAUUUUUUGAGAUUUUUAGGUAAUUAUGUAAUUUAGGUAACUUGUACUUGCAUAUUAACAACAAAUGCGAUGUUUGGCUGUGCUUAUGAAGUGAGUGAGACAACAAUGAUUUUAAAAAAUUAUGUAAUUAAUUAUGUUUGUCAAUAAAGAUUUUAUUAAUUA
Carassius carassius (crucian carp) is the source of this 1480-nucleotide messenger RNA. Its product is annotated as regucalcin-like. Gene Ontology annotation, biological process: L-ascorbic acid biosynthetic process. The coding region runs from base 161 to 1054 and encodes 297 amino acids. The transcript has 7 exons. Lineage: Eukaryota; Metazoa; Chordata; Actinopteri; Cypriniformes; Cyprinidae. The record is from RefSeq and is a predicted model, not a curated record. Gene Ontology annotation, molecular function: calcium ion binding; gluconolactonase activity; enzyme regulator activity.